CUCAGUAUCAUGCCAUAAGCAGAGGCGUCCUGUCUCGUCUCUCACGUCCGGAAGUGUUUCACGUCUGUUCUGAAUCGGUGUUGCAUUUUUUUUAAACCUGGAAGUUGCAAAAUACAAAACAUCAUGAGGACCUGCUACUUGUUACUAUGCCUCUUGGCCGUCACGGCUGGCCAGGAAGGAAAGUGGCGAUCUGGUGACUUUGCUACUGAAGGUGUGUUCUCCGAAGGCGAACUGGAAAAAUUUGCCCUCGAUUUCCAGAAAAAGUUGAGAGACGACCUUGAAGCAUUGAGGCAGGAGAUGUACAUCGAGUUCCUGGAGAUACUGCAGCAGAUCGAAGACUCCAGAGAGAGCUUAUCGCAGGAAGUCACCUCCAAACUGGAUGAACAGAUCACAAACGUCCUCAGCAAAUUUGGUAAGGUGAUGAGGUACUCCUCCACGCAAGUCGAUCUCGUGAGUAGCAAGAUCCAUUCGCUCUUGGGUUCUGUUGAGAGCGACUCUCCGGACGCCCUGGACCCGCUAGUUGCCAGUGAAGGCGAUCUCGAGGACUACGGCGACAGGAAGAGAAGGGGCGCCGCUCCGGGGGUCCCCACAGAAGCUGACAAGGAGCUGGACAAGCCACUGGAAGAAGUCGUCGACGCUAAAACACUAUCCGACUUCGAUACGACGAACAUUCCUGCUGAGGAGGAGCGGAAACUCGCGGAAAUCAUCAGCGUCAGUGAUUACUUCGACGGCCACAUCGAAUCCAGAGACUCGGACUUUGUGCUGUGGAGCCAGACUUCGCCCGGGAGUCCCACCCAGUACCUAGUGCCGCUUCACAGGGCGCAGAAGGAGGUUGUCCACCCAGCCAAGAAUUCGGCGAGGAACAGCGGACCGCGUAACUGCUACGAUCUCCUGAAAGCGGGAAGCACUCGGGAUGGAGUGUACAGGAUUUUCCCAAAAGGAGCGGGUGAGGGCGUGGAGGUAUGGUGCGACCAGACCAGCGAGGGCGGCGGCUGGACUCAAGUACUAAGGCGACAGUUGCCUCGAUCUGAUCAGAAGGAUUUGAACUUCACCAGGUCAGCUGAGGACUAUAUUCAAGGCUUUGGUUCUCCUUCUGAGGAAUACUGGCUGGGACUGGAAAAUAUGCACCACUUGACGACUAACAGUGCAUCUGCUCUUCGUGUCAGUCUUGUUGACAGUCGCCUACAGUCAUCCAGCGCAAUCUACAACACCUUCAGGGUUGACGGACAGGACGAGGGUUACCGGCUUCUGGUGACCGAUUUCGACGCCUCGAGCACGGCCGAAGACGCCCUGACGCCUCACUCGGCCGCUCCCUUCGCCUUCCCGGUUGUAGGAGUGAAUGGCACUUCUGCAGAGGAAAAAUGUAGCAGCACGUAUGGAGUCGGCUGGUGGUAUCUGGCAGCACCAAAAUGCUAUAGCGCUCUUCCCACGGGCACCCGACGCCUGCAGAAGGACUCAGACACGAAUCUGGGCGACGGCCUGGUCACGUCGAAGAAGGGCCUGCUGGAGUGGCGGUCGGCUCAGGAGGAGGAGAUGCAGGAGGGCCCUGAUGACCCUACCCUUACUGGCCUGGUGAUGGCGGUGCGACCAAUUCUGCAGUGAUAGAUUGCAUUUCGCUUUGACCGCCGAGUUACAUGAGUUUCUUUGAAGUAUCGU
This is a messenger RNA of Penaeus monodon (black tiger shrimp), 1656 nucleotides long. RefSeq names its product fibrinogen C domain-containing protein 1-like. The transcript has 5 exons. The record is from RefSeq and is a predicted model, not a curated record. NCBI's taxonomy places the organism in Eukaryota, Metazoa, Arthropoda, Malacostraca, Decapoda, Penaeidae. The coding region runs from base 124 to 1602 and encodes 492 amino acids.